This is a messenger RNA of Colletotrichum karsti, 1107 nucleotides long. Its product is annotated as nad dependent epimerase dehydratase family protein. The record is from RefSeq and is a predicted model, not a curated record. The transcript has 5 exons. Lineage: Eukaryota; Fungi; Ascomycota; Sordariomycetes; Glomerellales; Glomerellaceae. Bases 1 to 1107 code for a protein of 368 amino acids.
AUGCGUUUGAAUCCGCAAUUCAUUCUCGCAAGCCAAGUUUUUAACCCGCUCUGUUGCCAGCAAGAGGACGACACAAUGGCAAAGAUCUUCUUGACUGGAGCCACAGGCUACGUUGGCGGCAGUGUUCUGUCCCUACUCACCAAAUCGCACCCAGAAUAUGCCAUUAGAGCUCUGGUACGCGAUAGCACCAAGAGCAGACUCAUCACGGAUGCCUUUAAGGAUGUCAAAGUUGUCGAGGGAGAUCUUGACAGCGCCGAUAUUUUGACUAAGGAAGUGACUUCCGCUGAUGUUGUUAUCCAUUUGGCUUCGACCAGCCACCUGAAGAGCGUUGAGACCAUUCAUAAAGCACUUUCAUCUAAAACAGGCCAGAAGCCAUCACACUGGAUUCAAAUCUCCGGCGCCAGCGCCCUAGCCGCCGCAGAGCUCGCCGACAAGAACCGCGCCCCGGGCGACGGAAGCGACAUUGUAUUCAACGACCUCACCGGCAUCGCAGAUAUCCGCUCCGUCAUCCAGCGUCACCCCAGCCGCGCUGUCGACAACUACGUCCUCAAAGUCGCCGCCGACGAACCCAAGAUCAACGCGGCGCUGGUGUUCCCGCCUAUUAUCUACGGCAAGGGCCUUGGCCCAGGUAAUACCCGCAGCGUUCAGGUCCCUGCGCUGGCUAAGGCGACGCUGCAGCGCAAGCGCGGCGUCCAGGUCGGCAAGGGCCUGAGCCGCUGGGGCAACGUGCAUGUCCAAGACGUGAGCCAACUCUUCGUUAAGCUGGUUGAGAAGGCCGUUGAGGGCAAGGGAGAUGCUCAGGUUUGGAAUGAGAACGGCUUGUACCUGACGGGUGUCGCAGAACUUCCCUUUGGUGAGAUCUCUAAGCUUGUUGCUACCGCCGCGGCGAAGAAGGGACUCAUUCCAUCCGACGAUGUGGAGGUACUCGGUCCGGAGGAUGCGAACGCCGUUCUGGCUCACGGAACAGUACUUUUUGGAACAAAUGCUCGCAGUGAGGCGGUACGAGGCAAGGAAUUGCUCAGUUGGGCGCCGACCGGCGAGAGCUUGCAGGAUGAGAUCCCUAAAGCUGUCGACCGAGAAGUCGAGGCACUGCAAAGCAACCUUUGA